This is a messenger RNA of Paraphaeosphaeria sporulosa, 272 nucleotides long. RefSeq lists its product as uncharacterized. The transcript has a single exon. The record is from RefSeq and is a predicted model, not a curated record. NCBI's taxonomy places the organism in Eukaryota, Fungi, Ascomycota, Dothideomycetes, Pleosporales, Didymosphaeriaceae. The coding region runs from base 53 to 220 and encodes 55 amino acids.
GUCCCACUUAACCUCAGUUCAACCAAGAUCCAUUACAGAAUCUCACUCAGCAAUGCACAAAUUCGACAACAUACUAAAUCACAUUCAUAAUCUUUUACCUCCCAACCCAUUCCAACCCAACAGCGCCCAACCAGCCCUACAUGACAAAAGAAGUGGAGAUAAUACAUGUCGGAAGCCGCUUCCUCUACCCAGCGAAGCCGCCAGGCACGCGGUUAUCUAGUAAAAUCCUUUACGCGAUCCUUCUCCUUCGCGCAUCCGUAAAAAUCGAGACA